Molecule: messenger RNA, 426 nt
Organism: Colletotrichum chrysophilum
Lineage: Eukaryota; Fungi; Ascomycota; Sordariomycetes; Glomerellales; Glomerellaceae
Exons: 3
Coding region: 1-426 (141 amino acids)
Source: RefSeq, a predicted model, not a curated record
AUGUGUCUCUACACAUCGAUGACUCGUUCUCACAAGUACAACGACCGUGACCACGCCGCCCUGGCUGACGGCACUGCUUCUCCCCAAGAGCACCUGCCUCGCUAUUUUGCGAAGCAUGGUCACGAGGGUGUCGACCCCAAGAAGGUGAAGAAGAACGGCGGCGGCAGAAGUAACUGGGGCAAUGCCGGCGAGGAAGUCGUCGAUGAGGACUUCCGUUUCACCAAUGCGCGGCGUCGCACCAACAGCAGCGGCUACGCUGACAACCUGUCGGCGUUCAAGACAAAGUUCGACGUCAACGAGCCUGAGCCCGUCUUCGAGGAGUCCAUCCACGGCCCCAACGAGGACGAUGGCGAGGACCUGACCAAGACGGAGACCUCUGAGAGCGGCGGUUCUUCCUACGGUGAUGAGAAGAUCACCAAGCACUAA